ACAGGCGGGGCGGGGCUUAGCUUUGAAUUGUCGCGGGGCACAGCUUCUCUGGCAGAGCCGCGCGAUGGGGACGGUGGAACCCGCGGCUGAGGAGGGGGGCGCUGCGCGCGUGAAGCGCAUCGCGGUGCCCCAGCCGCCCUCCAUCGAAGACUUCGCCAUCGUGAAGCCCAUCAGCCGCGGCGCCUUCGGGAAGGUCUAUCUGGGCCGCAAGGGGGGGAAGCUCUACGCCGUCAAGGUGGUCAAAAAAGCUGACCUUAUAAAUAAAAACAUGGUUCACCAGGUCCAGGCAGAGAGAGACGCAUUGGCUCUCAGCAAAAGUCCUUUCAUUGUACAUUUAUACUACUCACUUCAGUCAGCGAACAAUGUCUACUUGGUGAUGGAAUAUCUUAUUGGUGGAGAUGUCAAAUCUCUUCUCCACAUAUAUGGCUAUUUUGAUGAAGAAAUGGCAGUGAAGUAUAUUUCUGAAGCAGCAUUGGCUCUUGAUUACCUUCACAGGCAUGGGAUAAUCCACAGGGACCUGAAACCAGACAACAUGCUAAUAUCUAAUCAGGGUCAUAUUAAAUUGACAGACUUCGGUCUUUCCAGAGUUACUCUGAACAGAGAGAUAAAUAUGAUGGAUAUCCUUACUACGCCAUCAAUGGCCAAGCCUAAACAAGAUUAUUCACGCACUCCAGGACAAGUGUUGUCUCUCAUCAGCUCUCUGGGUUUUUAUACUCCAAUCGGUGGGAAAAUACAAGGACCUAGUUUAAGUCCCGUGUCUGCUGAUGCUUUGCAACUUUCUCAAGGAUUGGUUUCCCCCAUGUCUGUUGGCCAAAAGGAUUAUACCCCUAUUUCAAAUAAACUAUUGAAAUCAUGUCUUGAUGUUGCUGGGAUGCCAGUCAGAAGUUUAACUCCAACUCUUCUUCAAACUAGGAAGAGGUUUGGUACCUCCAGUGCAAGUAGCCAUUCACGUACACACAUGUCCAGUAUGGAAUCGGAAUGCUGUAGCAGUCCCAGGUGGGAGAAAGAUGUACAGGAAACUGAAGAUACAUUGUGUUCUGGAACAGGCACAGCAAGUAAUAAUGCAUCAGAAAAGCUUUCUAAUACACAAUUACUGAAUGCAAAAGACACAACAGUCUUAAAGAAAAAGGAACUUGAGUUUGCCAUCUCUCCCAUUGGUAGCAAUGACUGUGGCUCCAGACAUGAUGGAAAAAUUGAGAAUUUUGAUCUAGGGGACACUCCUGUAACUGCAUCAGAUGUGAAAGAUCUAGUCAGAAAAUGUCUUUCUGAUAAUAAAGCUUGGGAAGCAAAACUUGUGGGUAAAACUGAUAUAGCUAAUAAGACAGGAAAAUCUUCCAGUUGUCAGCAGUCAUGUUCAUGGUUGGUUGAUCCUGCCAAAUGCAUAAAAGAGGAAGACUUUCUUAAAAAGCCAGGUGUAAAAAGGAGCUUUGAACUAGUUGAUACCAGUCCAUUUCAAGAACUUAACUAUGUAAAAAAAACCAAUGCAGACUAUAAACGUGGCUGUCCAAUCUUAGAAUAUCAGGCAAACCAAAACACAGGUUUAACAACAGAAAUACAGUGUUUAAUGCUUUCUGGUGAAGGUCUACAGGAGACCCAUAAAAAUGAAGAAAAAGCUAAAGAAUCCAUCUCUAGGCAGCAAACAUCUGAAAAAUCAGCCACUCCGAUAAUAGCUAAGAAUCUUAUGCAUGAGCUAACUGCAGAUUGUGAAAAAGACUGUAAAAAGGAAUAUAUUAACUCUAGUUUCUUAUGCAUUGAUGAUGAAAAACCUCUUGGAAUUUUGAGUGCAGACUCUGAGUUAUCCUUCCCUGAGAUUUCUGCUACAGAGAGCCAUUUAGAAAACCAGCUUUCAGAUCUGGAUAAAAGUAUUAAAGAACUUUCCUUUGAGGAAUCAAAAACUGAGGACAUGUCAGUAACAUCGCCCUGUUGCCAAGAUGCCUCACCAAGAGGUGGGGAAGAGAAUAUUGUUCAGGACAGCAAGCAUUUGUGCCACGAACAGGAUAACAUCCUGAAAUGUUUGGUUGAAACUCAUACUGACAAAAUCUCUUCUCCCUCAGAAGAGAUGAUGAAAACCUUGAACCUCCUUAAAAAAAAUGUUGUAGCUUUUCGAAGUUAUAACAGUCCAAUUAAUGUGUCCAAUGCAUCUGAGCCAUCAAGAAUUAGCAUGGCUUCUUUGGAGGUAAUGGAUCUCUCUCCUGCAUGUAGUGGCUCUUAUCCCAUGGCUCUUACCCCUGCACAAAAGGGAAGAUCUUACAAGAUUUAUCAGACACCUAAUCAGGAAAAUGCUGACACACCAUAUAGAACUCCAAAGAGUGUAAGAAGAGGAGCUGUCCCUGUGGAAGGUGAACGCAUUUUAGGAACCCCAGACUACCUGGCACCUGAGUUAUUAUUAACAAAGCCUCAUGGUCCUGCAGUAGAUUGGUGGGCUCUUGGAGUUUGUUUGUUUGAGUUCUUAACAGGAAUUCCACCCUUUAAUGAUGAAACGCCACAACAAGUCUUCCAGAACAUUUUAAAAAGAGAUAUUCCUUGGCCUGAGGGUGAAGAACAGUUGUCCAGCAAUGCCCAAAAUACAAUAGAUAUUCUUUUAACCAUUGACACUACAAAGAGAGCUGGACUGAAGGAGCUGAAACGUCAUCCUCUCUUUCAUGGAGUAGACUGGGAUAAUCUUCAGAAUCAAACUAUGCCUUUCAUACCUCAGCCGGAUGAUGAAACAGAUACCUCCUACUUUGAAGCUAGAAAUAAUGCUCAGCAUCUGACUGUGUCUGGAUUUAGCUUAUAGUAUCAAGAAAAUGGAAUUUUGUCCAUGGUUUUGCACUUUUGUAAACUACCCUUUAACACUAGUUUGGCCUUGGUUUUCUUACCAAACUUAGUUUUUUAAAAUAAUUGAUCAGUGUGGUUUUAAUUUGUAUAUUCUUCUGUUCUAAAACAAAACUACUAUACAAAAUGUUUAUUAAUUACAAAUGGCUUCUUGUUCUUUUUAUUUAUCAUAUUUUCUGCACUUUAUUGAGAGCCUAAGUAUGUAUUUGUAAAGUUAGUAAUGACACUUUCACACUUGGCAAAACAUUGUCCUUUCUAUUGCUGCUGUGGAGUACUUCCAAUUUAUAAGGGCUAUUUUGCUAUUAAACAUAACUGAGUGGGGGCAGAAAAUGCAUGCUAAUUAUCUACCUUGGGUUCAAUACAUUCAUAGUCACAUUUGGGAUAGCUUUGACCAAUUUGGAGCAGCAUCCAUAACAAAAGUGAAAAUUUUGUAGGUUUCAGAGCACUGUAAAAUAUCUUAUCCCUCUGAAUUAUUCCUUAGUGGGAUGAGGAAAAAGAUAUUUUGGCAUCCUUAGGUCACACACUGCCCUCGGCUGCUGAGGUAUCUGUGUUGUAAAACUGAGCUGUGUUUAUUGCCAAUGCUUUUUCCUUGGCAUCUGCACAGAGUAAAGGAAGCUUAUUGCUUUUUUAAAAAAUUGCUAACACUUUGUAAUACUGAGGAGAUUUUUGAAUGCAUUAUGGGAUGAUAGACUGAACAGUAUUUUAGUGACCCCUUGUUUAUUUUAAAUGUAGAAGAACUAAGGAUCCAUAUUGGGCUUCUUUCCUGUAUCACUCUGCCAGAUGUUAAAAAAACUGUUUGCUAAUCAAAAUAUGAAUUAUGUAUAUUAGAUGCUCUGUAAUGUAUUGUAAAUUGAUUUGAGAAGUUCAAUUUCAAUAAAAUUGAGUUAAAAUUAAGAUGUUCAGUAUUAAACAUUUUAAUCAGGGAUCUUUGCAGGGAUGUAAGCUGUAUUUUAAUAUAUUGGGAAAAUGCAUAGAGAUUGUUUUUUCUUAUAAUGCCUGAUAUAUUUUUUUUUGGUUUGGUUAAACUGUUUCCUUUUAUCUUAGAUGAGAAGCAUCAUUAAAAAUUCUUUCUU
Messenger RNA from Pelodiscus sinensis (Chinese soft-shelled turtle), 3887 nucleotides. It is a transcript of the gene MASTL, whose product is annotated as microtubule associated serine/threonine kinase like. Gene Ontology annotation, molecular function: ATP binding; protein serine/threonine kinase activity. Gene Ontology annotation, biological process: intracellular signal transduction; peptidyl-serine phosphorylation. Gene Ontology annotation, cellular component: nucleus. The record is from RefSeq and is a predicted model, not a curated record. NCBI's taxonomy places the organism in Eukaryota, Metazoa, Chordata, Testudines, Trionychidae.